UAUAUGAUAGAAAUUAAAAAAAAAAAAGAACAAGUCGUUAAGGGAAAAACUUCAAUUCUUUCCGGGUUCAGUAGGCUGCUGGGAUUCUCUUUUUUCUUCUUCCCUCACCAAACCCCCUUCUUCUCCAUCUACCAAAUCAACCAUUCCCAUCACACAACAAUUCAACGAUCAGAAUGGCUUUAUCCACAAAUCGGACGGUUAACCACCUUCUAAAGCCAUUAUCCGCCGCCAUAUGCGCCACGCGCCGCCUAUCGUCCGACACCAUCACCGUCGAGACUAGCAUUCCAUUUACCGGCCACAACAUCGAUCCUCCGUCACGCACCGUCGAGACAAGCGCCAACGAACUCAUGACUUUCUUCAAAGACAUGGCGGAGAUGCGGCGGAUGGAGAUCGCCGCAGAUUCGCUCUACAAGGCGAAACUCAUCCGCGGAUUCUGCCACCUCUACGACGGCCAGGAGGCCGUUGCCAUAGGCAUGGAAGCUGCAAUUACCAAAAAGGACUGUAUCAUUACGGCUUACAGGGAUCACUGUUUAUUCCUAGGGCGUGGCGGAGGGUUAUACGAGUCAUUUGCGGAACUAAUGGGGAGAAAAAAUGGGUGUUCGAAAGGAAAAGGAGGAUCAAUGCAUUUUUAUAAGAAGGAGAGUGGAUUUUAUGGAGGUCAUGGGAUUGUAGGUGCUCAAGUUCCUUUAGGUAUUGGACUUGCUUUCGCGCAAAAGUAUUCGAAAGAGGAGCAUGUUACUUUCGCGAUGUAUGGUGAUGGUGCUGCUAAUCAAGGACAGUUGUUUGAGGCUUUGAAUAUGGCUGCUUUGUGGGAUCUUCCUGCUAUUCUUGUCUGCGAGAAUAAUCACUAUGGAAUGGGGACAGCAGAAUGGAGGGCUGCAAAGAGUCCAGCCUAUUACAAAAGAGGAGACUAUGUUCCUGGUUUAAAGGUGGAUGGUAUGGAUGCUCUUGCUGUGAAACAAGCAUGCAAAUUUGCAAAGGAGCAUGCCCUCAAGAAUGGACCAAUUAUUCUUGAAAUGGACACCUACAGGUACCAUGGUCACUCCAUGUCUGAUCCUGGAAGCACCUACCGUACACGUGAUGAGAUUAGUGGUGUUCGGCAGGAACGUGAUCCUAUUGAAAGAAUUAGGAAACUCAUAUUAGCUCAUGAUAUAGCCACUGAGAAGGAGCUGAAGGAUAUUGAGAAAGAAAAGAGGAAAGUGGUAGAUGAAGCCAUUGCUAAAGCAAAGGAGAGUCCCAUGCCUGAUCCUUCAGAACUGUUUACUAAUGUAUACGUGAAAGGGUUUGGAGUUGAGGCCUUUGGAGCAGAUAGGAAAGAAGUCAGAACCACACUUCCCUAAGGCAAAGAUAUGGUUGCCUUUUUUAUUUGCCUUGCUUGGAAGUUGGACCCUUAAGAGGGGGAUAACUGCAGACAACAAUAAUUGUGAUGACAAAAGCUUGAGUUUCCUCUGAUUGCAUAUAUAUUGGAACGGUUUAUCUUUAUUGUAGGAAAUGGUUCUUUGUCUAUGAUUUUUUGCUCUUGUGGCAGACACUUGGCGUGUGAAUUUUUUUACAAGAUUGCAAUUUCAUAUAGUAAUAAAUAUGACAUGCGACCACUUUGUAGCUUGAGUUGCUUUGUACUCUAAAACAUUAUUACCUCAAUUUUGUGUCC
Molecule: messenger RNA, 1651 nt
Organism: Nicotiana attenuata
Lineage: Eukaryota; Viridiplantae; Streptophyta; Magnoliopsida; Solanales; Solanaceae
Product: pyruvate dehydrogenase E1 component subunit alpha, mitochondrial
Exons: 8
Coding region: 174-1340 (388 amino acids)
Biological process (GO): pyruvate decarboxylation to acetyl-CoA
Cellular component (GO): intracellular membrane-bounded organelle
Molecular function (GO): pyruvate dehydrogenase (acetyl-transferring) activity
Source: RefSeq, a predicted model, not a curated record